AUGGCGGAUAGGGGAAGCACGGGCGCGCAGGCGAGGCUUCCGGCGGCUGCAGUGGCGGAAACAGCACCGUCGCUGCGCGCGAGCGUGGGCGGCAGUGCGAGUCCGGGGAGAGGGGGAGAUGGGGGAGGGGUGGAUGGGGGAGGAGGAGAGGGGGGAUGGGGAGGCGGGGACCUCAGGGUGAACGACGCAUGGGAGCAGGGAGCUGUGAGGCGGCGCAUCCCCUGCAUCCCCCUCUCCCUCCGCAUACCCCUCUCCCUCUGCAUCCCCAUCUCCCUCCCCAUCCCCCUCUCCCUCCGCAUCCCCCUCUCCCUCCGCAUCCCCCUCUCCCUCCGCAUCCCCCUCUCCCUACGCAUCCCCCUCUCCCUCCGCGUCCCCCUCUCCCUCCGCAUCCCCCUCUCCCUCUGCAUCCCCCUCUCCCUCCGCAUCCCCCUCUCCCUCCGCAUCCCCCUCUCCCUCCGCAUCCCCCUCUCCCUCCGCAUCCCCCUCUCCCUCCGCAUCCCCCUCUCCCUCCGCAUCCCCCUCUCCCUCCGCAUCCCCCUCUCCCUCCACAUCCCCCUCUCCCAUGUCGCUUCACACAUGCCCAUUCACCCAUGUUUCUGCCUUCAUGCGCCCAUCCUCUUCUUCCAUGCCUUUUACCAGCGUGACAUCACCAUUUCUCCUCUCGACAGUUCUUUCAGUGACUUCUCCAUUGAACAAUCAUUCCGCAACAAAUUCCUGUCACCUGCUGGCCUUGCCACACCCCUUGCAGUCACCUGCUGGCCUUGCCACACCUCUUGCAAUCACUUCCGCCAACCACGGGUAGAGCAGCACAGGGACGUGCAACGUCCCGCCUCCCCUGUCCACGUCCCGCCUCCCGUCGCUUCAGCAUUUGCCAGUGCUGCAGCCUGGAGGCUUUUAUGGCGUCUCAAUGCUCUCAUGGGAGCUGGGGGCGUUGUGCUGGCAUGGCUGAAGGAGGUGGGGCAGGAGAAGAAGGUCCCGCCUUUCCCCUUCACAUCCCUCCCCCCCCCCCAACCCUCCCCUCCGCAUUCCACGUCCCACACCUCUCUGCUUAACCCCCUGCGCAUGGGAGCAGGGAGCGACGUGCUAGCAUCACUGAAGGAGCUACCCACGCACAGGGAGCGAUGCGGCGGCGGGUGCUGGCAGGGCUGGCAGGGGCAGGCGGUGCGCAGCCGAAGGGCCAAGUUUGUGGUGCUGGCGCCUAACGUGGAGGAGGUGAGUGGGCAGGUGAGGGGGGAAAGGUAG
Molecule: messenger RNA, 1242 nt
Organism: Closterium sp. NIES-65
Lineage: Eukaryota; Viridiplantae; Streptophyta; Zygnematophyceae; Desmidiales; Closteriaceae
Source: the annotation of a GenBank genome assembly